CAUCCAUAAUUAGGACUUGGCGUUCACCACCCGGGAACGGGAGGCCCUGUACCUCAAAGGACUGCUACCGCCAUGCAUCAGGACCCAGGACAUGCAGGUGGAGCUGGUCAUGGCCAACAUACGGGCCAUCAAGGAGGACCUCACCAAAUACAUGUACUUACGCGACCUCCAGGACCACAACAAACGCCUUUUCUAUAGAGUUCUUCAGCUCUACACCACGGAACUCAUGCCCAUCGUAUACACGCCUAUAGUGGGCGCCGCCUGUCAGAAGUACUCCAUGCUCUUCAAGCGACCCCGGGGUCUGUUUAUCACGGUUCACGACGCCGGUAGAGUGCCCUCUAUUCUGGCUAAUUGGCCCGAACCUGAUGUCAAGGCUAUUGUCGUGACUGAUGGCGAGCGCAUCCUCGGACUGGGAGACCUGGGAGCUAACGGAAUGGGAAUACCGGUCGGAAAGAUGGCUCUAUACUCGGCGAUCGGCGGCAUACCGCCGGAGCUGACACUUCCCGUCUGCAUAGACGUCGGCACUAAUAACGAGACACUUCUGAAGGAUCCCUAUUAUAUCGGUUUACGGCAGAAGCGAGUGAAAGGCAACGAAUACGACCACCUGAUCGACGAGUUCAUGGAGGCGGUCGUCCGGCGCUGGGGUCGCCAAACGCUCAUCCAAUUCGAGGACUUCGCUAAUAAUAACGCGUUCCGUCUUCUCGAGAAAUAUAAGACCAGAUACUGUGUGUUCAACGACGACAUACAGGGAACCGCUUCGGUGGCCGUCGCCGGCAUUAUCGCCAGCCUUAAGAUCACGGGAACUAAGAUCACGCAACACACGUUCCUGUUUCAGGGGGCCGGCGAGGCCGCGUUGGGAACGGCUGAUCUGCUGGUGAUGGCUAUGGAACAGGAGGGCAUGUCUACCGAAGACGCCCGGAGUAGGAUCUGGCUGAUCGACUCGCAGGGUUUGGUCACAUUGAGCCGUACCGGACGCGUCGAUCCACACAAACAGCAUUACGCGAAACAGGCGACGGAGUCCAAGAAUCUCGAAGAGAUUGUUGAUUUGGUCAGACCUUCUUGUAUUAUAGGUGUGUCAGCCGUUUCCGGUGCGUUCACGGCGUCCAUACUCAAGAAGUUGGCCGCCUUUCACAAGCGGCCCAUAGUCUUCGCCCUAUCAAACCCCACGAGCAAAGCCGAGUGCACCGCGGAGGAGGCCUACCAGCACACGGAGGGCCGGUGUGUGUUCGCCAGCGGCUCCCCGUUUGAUCCGGUCGUCUACAACGGCAAGACCUACGUCCCCGGACAGGGCAACAACGCCUACAUCUUCCCGGGCGUGGCGCUGGCGGUGAUGGCCUGCGGUGUCAAUGAGAUCCGGGAUGAGGUGUUUCUGGUGGCGGCCAAAGCGUUGGCCGAUUUGGUCACCAAACAGGACUGCGAGGAGGGCCGGGUGUACCCGGCGUUGGAGACAAUCAACGAGACGUCGCUGCGAUUGGCCGCCAAAGUCGCCCAAUGGUUCUACACGGAGGGGUUCGCCACCCAUCGCCCGGAGCCCGACGACAAGUACCUGUUCCUGAAGGGCAAGCUAUACGACGCCACCUACGAUGGCAGCAGUUUCACCAAACAUAUUAACGGGAAGUCCGCGUGGAGUUCCCUGAAUCCCAGUUUCACCCGCUAAUUGGGAUGUAUAUCACACACUCGCAGGCGCUUUACCGCCAAUUAAUUAUUACUAUAUAUUAAUAUUUAAUCUAAUUUUUA
Oppiella nova is the source of this 1737-nucleotide messenger RNA. The record is from the annotation of a GenBank genome assembly. Lineage: Eukaryota; Metazoa; Arthropoda; Arachnida; Sarcoptiformes; Oppiidae.